This is a messenger RNA of Salarias fasciatus (jewelled blenny), 4369 nucleotides long. RefSeq names its product BOC cell adhesion associated, oncogene regulated (gene boc). Bases 283 to 3447 code for a protein of 1054 amino acids. The record is from RefSeq and is a predicted model, not a curated record. The transcript has 18 exons. Gene Ontology annotation, molecular function: protein binding. NCBI's taxonomy places the organism in Eukaryota, Metazoa, Chordata, Actinopteri, Blenniiformes, Blenniidae. Gene Ontology annotation, cellular component: axon. Gene Ontology annotation, biological process: axon guidance; nervous system development; cell-cell adhesion.
GGGAGAAUUGUUUGGGAGCUCAGUCAUCCAAAAACGGCCUUUCAACGUGAGAACUUGGGGAGCCGAAGAAAAUGUCGGUGGCAUCGCAGUAAAUUACUAAAAGCAAAAGCCAGGCUUCAGAGGGAAAAGACGAGUUUUUAAAAGAAAGAGAGAGAGAGGAAGAAAGAAGACGACGUGGUUUCGGAGGAGUAAAACUCAGGAGGAGCAGCGGGGAGAAGAUAGUUUGGUUCCAGCGCGGUGUGAAGCACCAAGAAGAGCAGAUUCGGGGGCAGUGUAUGGAAGAUGUCUGGAAAGCGGGACUGGACUCCGUGGAUGAAAAAGAGAAGGGCUCCAGUGUUGUGCGCUCUGGGUGCACUGCUGCUGUGCUGCCUGCAGAGCGGCGCCACACUCUCCUCUGACGAGAUCCCACUGUUCACCGAAGAGCCUUUGUCCACGGUGCAGAAGCUAGGAGGCAGCGUGAGCCUGCGAUGCAGCGCCCGGCCCGCUUCCGCCAACAUCAGCUGGCGCCUCAACGGCCAGGAGCUGCUGGAUGGAGACCUGGGCGUCGUCCUGAGGCCCAACAGCCUUUUCAUCUCCAACCUCUCCAACCUGACCGUGGGCAGAUACCAGUGUGUGGCCAGCACCGGCGCUGGAGCUCUGGCCAGCGUGCCCGCGAACGUCACCGCCGCCAAGCUGCGGGACUUCGAGGACGACGACCAGCAGGAGAUCGAAGUCGACGAGGGCAACACGGCUGUCAUUGAGUGUCACCUCCCCGAGAGCCAGCCCAAAGCUCAGGUCCGCUACAGCGUGAAGCAGGAAUGGCUGGAAACGUCCAAAGGAAACUACCUCAUCAUGCCAUCAGGAAACCUGCAGAUAGCCAACGCCACGCAGGACGACGAGGGGCCGUACAAGUGCGCCGCCUACAACCCAAUCACUCAGGAGGUCAAGACCUCCACCUCCACGGAUCGCCUGCGUAUUCGCCGCUCCACCGCCGAGGCGGCUCGAAUCAUUUACCCUCCGGCUCCCCGCUCCAUCAUGGUGACCAAAGGCCAGCGGCUGGUGCUGGAGUGCGUGGCGAGCGGCAUCCCCACCCCGCAGGUCACCUGGGAGAAGGACGGGCGGGACUUGCGUUCCCAUAACAACACGCGCUACCUGCUCAGCAAUCUGCUGAUCGACGCCGUGGCCGAGGGAGACUCGGGAACUUACGUCUGCCAGGCAGACAACGGCAUCAACUCGCCGAGCGGCGCCACCGUGCUCUACGACGUACAAGUGUUCGAGCCUCCUCAGGUCACGGUGGAGCUGCAGCAGCAGGAGGUCGAGUACGGACAGACGGUGCGCAUCAGCUGCCAGGCGCGGGGGAAGCCCACGCCCUCGGUGAUCUGGCUCCACAACGCCCGGCCCCUGGCCCCGUCCCCCCGCCACCGCCUCUCCUCCCGCAUGCUGCGCGUCUCCAGCGUGGGCCCUCAGGACGACGGACUGUACCAGUGCAUGGCCGAGAACGGGGUGGGCAGCUCGCAGGCGUCCACUCGCCUCAUCACAGUGUCAACAGGCAUUACAUCCCGGGUUAAGUUCCCUUCCGUCUAUCGACCAGUGAGCCCAGAUAAGGUGCUCAGAGAGCAGCCGCCCAUCAGGCCCGGGGUCGCGGGGGCCAUGCUGCCCCUGGACUGCUCAGAGCUGCCCGGGCAGAUCUUGCCCGCAGAAGCCCCCAUCAUCCUCAGCCAGCCGCGCACAGGCAAGGCCGACUACUACGAACUCACCUGGAGGCCGCGGCACGAGCGAGGAUCUCCUGUCCUGGAGUAUAUGAUCAAAUACAGAAAGGUGGGGGACCCUCUUGCAGAGUGGACCUCCAGCAGUAUCUCAGGCUCCCUCCAUAAGCUGACUCUGGCCAAACUGCAGCCAGACAGCCUUUAUGAGGUGGAGAUGGCUGCUCGGAACUGUGCAGGUUUAGGGCAACCCGCCAUGAUGACCUUCCGGACUGGAAAAGGUCGUAAAGGUCUGGCAGGGCAAAACGAUCCACCAAAGACUCCAGCCGUCCCUUCGCCCAGCCUCUCCCCUCCCGAAGCCCCGGACAAGCCCACCGUCUCCACGGCGACGGAAACGUCCGCCUACGUGACGUGGAUCCCUCGCGGCAACCGCGGCUUCCCCAUCCAGUCGUUUCGGGUGGAGUACAAGAAAGUGAAGAAGGCCGGCGAGGACUGGGUGCCGGCGGUGGAGAACAUCCCCCCGUCGCGCCUCUCAGUGGAGAUCACAGGCCUGGAGAAAGGAACGUCCUACAAGUUCCGCGUGGUGGCGGUGAACGUGAUCGGCUCCAGCCCUCCCAGCGCUCCUUCCAAGGCGUACACAGUGGUGGGCGGGCGAACGCACGAGCGCCCCGUUGACGGGCCCUACAUCACGUACAACGAGGCCAUCAACGAGACCACCAUCAUUCUCAAAUGGACGUACGCCCCUGUAAACAACACGCCCAUCUACGGCUUCUACAUCUACUACCGGCCGACGGACAGCGAUAACGACAGCGACUACAAGAAGGAUGUGGUGGAAGGAGACAGAUACUGGCACUCAAUCACCGACCUGCAGCCGGAGACGGCAUACGACAUCAAGAUGCAGAGCUUCAACGAGAAGGGGGAGAGCGAGUUCGGCAACGUGGUCAUCCUCGAAACGAAAGCUCGUCCUAAUCAACAGCGGCCCGUUCCAUCAGAGAAUCCGGAGAUGGGCCACGGCCAUCCGGAGAUGGGCCACGAACGCCCCGGCGGACAUGUGCCCCGGCCCGGGGACCUCCCCUACCUCAUAGUCGGUAUCAUCCUGGGAGCCUUCGUCUUCAUCAUCGUGGCCUUCAUUCCUUUCUGCCUCUGGAGGGCUUGGGCGAAGCAGAAGCAAACGUCAGAUCUGUGCUUCACCGCCGUGGCCGCUCCCGUCUCCUCCUGCCAGUACACCAUGGUCCCUCUGCAGGGGCUCGCUCUGGUGGGACACUGUCCGCUGGACCCUCACAUGACCGCUCCGCAUGGCAUCUACCCGGCUAAUGGAGAAUACACUCCCAACGGCAAACACCACCACUCCAAACACUACCUGCCAGGCCCGCAGCAGGACGAGGUGGAUUGUGACAUGGAGUGUGAUACACUGCUGCCACAGCAGGUGUCAAAUGGGAGUCUGCCUGUUUACCACUAUGACAGUGACCCUGAUCCACACCAACAGGCCUGCUGCUCUCCAGACGACUCCACCCAGGUUCUCCAACCUUCCCAUCUGCUCCUCAGUUCCCAGGAUGUGGGAGGUGGAGACGAACCCGAGGACCUCACCCAGAAGCCGACGUCUCUCCCUCUUCUCUCUCUGGAGGACAUAGGGAACUUCACCACCUCAUCGUCAACGGCCACAACCCCACAGUCCCAGGACACAACACUACAGGAUGUCAACACUCUCCUAAAUGAAGCGUCCACAGAGGACGAGGGGACGGCCAGCGGCACCACAGAUGCAUGACAGACUGUUUUAUAAAAAAGAAGAAAAACCAGAGAAAAUAUUUAUUUUUGUAUCACAGAUAUUUAUAUAUUUAUGCUUUUGUACAUAAAUGUCUGAUUAUACUGUAUAUAAGGUUAUUUUCAUGCUGAAAAAAAGACGUUUUAUCUCCUCACGCCAUGUCACGUUGUGAUGCCAGACUGUCUGCCUUUCUCGGGGAGGAACAGAAGCUCGAGACUAUUCCUCUUGUGAAGAAGAUUCGGGGGACCUUCACCCUGCAGUUCAGCACUUCCUGUCUCGACGCGCCCCGCCCCUCACGCCAUUCCUCCGCCCUCCACCCUGAAUGCUUGGACGUUAGGCGCUUAGCUUUAUGUGAAACAGAAACAAAGGGACCAUUUGAACCAGUCCGAUCCUUUUUCAGGUGCUUCCUCGCCGAUUAGCUCUCCUCACGUUCCCAAGAUCCAUCUGUCAUUUUGUAUAGCAGUAACACAAAUGUAUAAUGCAUCGUUCAUCAUUAACAAACUAUUAACAAAGUGUAUGCAACAUAAAUCAUUGUUUCGGUAGAGAACAAGAGAUUAUAUAUUGUAUAGUUAUUUAUUUUUGUGAUUUUAUGACUUUUUUUUUUUAAAUCACUGAAUGGGAGAGAUUCUGGAAAGUGUCUUUAACUCAAAUCAUUGAUAAGCUCAACUUGACAUUGCAACCACUUCUGUGUUUACUCAUAUGCUGGUUACCAAAUGACUGCCAGGUGGGGGCGCUGUGACAGGUGUGUCAGUAUUACUCCUCCCUCACCGGUCGGUCCAUAUAAGUAUUAGUCUUUUGACGGAGACAUCUGCAAUCAAAAUGAAGGAGAUCCUCAAUCUACACUCCCUUUUUUACAGGUGCAGCUGUUCGGUGGUUGCACACGCUGGAGCACUAUUUGCAUGUAAAUAAAAGCUUAUGAAAUUGA